Messenger RNA from Brachypodium distachyon (stiff brome), 1617 nucleotides. Its product is annotated as (S)-beta-bisabolene synthase. Gene Ontology annotation, biological process: diterpenoid biosynthetic process. Gene Ontology annotation, molecular function: magnesium ion binding; terpene synthase activity. NCBI's taxonomy places the organism in Eukaryota, Viridiplantae, Streptophyta, Magnoliopsida, Poales, Poaceae. The coding region runs from base 1 to 1617 and encodes 538 amino acids. The record is from RefSeq and is a predicted model, not a curated record. The transcript has 7 exons.
AUGGCAGCCAGUCCUCGGAAACAGUCCGUCCUAGAGCCCUCGCCGUGGGGUGACUUCUUCAUCAAGCAUGAGCCGCAACCACCGGAGAGAUCGGAGGAAUGGAUGAGAGCGAGGGCUGAUAAACUGAAGGAAGAAGUCCAGAUGUUGUUUAACACUUGCAGCAGCACGAUGGACAGAAUUACCUUAUUGGAUGCACUCCAACAUCUCGGAAUAGAUCACCACUUUGUUGAACAGAUUAACACUGCGUUACAAGAAAUCGUUGGGAGCGAGUUUAGUAGCUCCAUCCUCCAUGAGGUUGCCCUUCGAUUUCGCUUGCUUAGGGAGCAUGGAUUUUGGGUGUCUCCAGAUGUUUUUGACAAAUUCAAGAGCGAAGAUGGGAGCUUCAGUGGCAAUGAACCAAGGGGGCUAUUAAGUUUAUACAACGCAGCUCAUCUUCUCAUUCAUGGUGAGCCGUCAAUGGAAGUAAUCAUCUCCCUCGUGAGGCACGAUCUAGAAUCAAUGAAAGACAGUCUCAAGCCCCCUUUAGCUGAGCAAGUCAAGCGUGCCCUUCACUUACCACUGCCAAGGACAUUUAAGAGGGUAGAAACACUGCAUUAUAUCUCCGAGUACAAACAAGAGGAUGGGUAUAAUCCAAACCUACUAGAGCUCGCAAAGCUGGAUUUUAACCUUCUGCAGCGUGUCCACUUGAAGGAGCUCAAAGCUAUCACCGAGUGGUGGGAAUAUCUUUAUGGACAUGUCGGGCUAAAAUAUGUUCGGGAUCGUGUGGUGGAGUGCUACACUUGGUCCUAUGCGUUGUUCCAUGAGGAAGGCUUUGCCCUCGCACGAAUCAGCGUUGCCAAACAAAUGGUACUAAUUACCAUAAUGGAUGACACAUAUGACAACCAUGCCACCAUACAGGAAUGUCGUCAGCUAAAUGAAGCUGUUCAAAGGUGGGAUGAUAGUGCAAUUUCUCUUCUACCGGAGUACCUUAAAAGGUAUUAUAGUGAACUGUUGAGGUUCUUUGAGCAAUUCGAGGGUGAAGUGGCAACCGCUGACAGCUACCGGAUUGCCUACGUCAAGAAAGAGUUCCAACAUUUGUCCACUUAUUUUAUGGAAGAAGCCGAAUGGUUCCACCGGAAGCACGAGCCAAGCUUUGAAGAACAGGUGAAAUUGUCUUCCAUGAGUAUAACCUUGACAACACUAUGUAUGGGUUCCAUUGCUGCCAUGGGCGAUGCAGUAACCAAGGAAACACUAGACUGGGCGGCUACUUUCCCUCAAGUCAUCAUGGCAAGCUCAAAGAUUGCACGUUUCAUGAACGACAUUGCGUCAUUUGAACGCGGGAAGAUCAAAGGGGAUGCGAUGAGUUCCGUGGAGUGCUACAUGAGCGAGCAUGGGUUGACAAGGGAGGUCGCCAUUGCCAGGAUGGAGUCAAUGAUGGAAGAGGAAUGGAAAACCACGAACCAAGCUCGAUUUGAUGAAGAUCGCGUGCUGCUCCCGGCUGUGCAGCGGGUCAUCAACUUUGCUGUGAGCAUGCCGGUUUUCUAUGGCGGGAGGAAGGAUGCAUACAGCAGCUGCAGCCUGCGUCUCCGGGACACUAUUCUCAGCCUCUUCGUCACACCCAUUCCCAUGCAAUAUUGA